UUUUUUAUGUAUGUGUUUUUUCUCAUGUUAGACGAGUUUGUAAUAUGGUUGCCCAUCACAUUGCUAAGUGGGAUAUCGGAUCUAGUGAUAAACUUGUUUGUAAGGGACCAUUUCCUCAGAGUAUUAUCACUCUAGCGGAACUGGAUUUAAUUUAAUAAAAUGCUCUUGAUACCUUUUCCUCAAAAAAAAAAAUUUAUUUGGUUUUUUUUUUAAAAAUUAAAGAAAAGAGGAGAAUCUAAUUAAAAUAAAUAAAUAAAAAAAAGAAAAAAAAAGGGUGGAGUUUUAAUGUUUUAUAGAUUUCACUUUUUGCACGGUUUAGCUUGUUGCCUUGUUGCACUAUAAAAAAAACGAAGUAUAACCAUUUGAAGUUAUAAAGGAAAUUGCAUCCCUCUCUUUCCUCUCUCAUCCCCCUCCUUUUCUAUCUGUUGCCUGCUCUCCUCCCUCCAUUGAAGCAGCUUCUGAGGUACAACCACCGGAAUUAUGAAAAUGGGAUUAAUUUCCGUUGGCCGACAGCGGCCGCCCCUGUUGCCCUGGCUCAAAGACGGACCUGGCUAUUACAUCUGUAACCUGAAUAGGUUGCGGUAUCCCUCUUUCUUGGCAAAGGUUAAUAUUGUUCACUAUCCCUCAAUCUUCGCAAGGGUUAAAAAUGCAUCUCUGAGGGCCAAUAAUGGGAAAGAAGAGCAAGCUAUAGUUUCAUUCCCUGAUGGCAAAGCUUUUCAAGAAGAGGCAACAGAAGAUGGUGAAAAUGCAAAAGAGGAAGGUGACCUUGACAAAUUAGAUAAUCAGAAAAUGAUCCGUGUUUGUGACAAGUUGAUUGAAGUUUUUUUAUUGGACAAACCAUCUCCAACUGAUUGGAGAAGGUUGUUAAUUUUUAGCAAAGAAUGGAGUUCUAUCCGACCCCACUUUUUUCUGCGUUGUGAGGAAAGGGCAGAGAGUGAUGACAACCCUGAAAUGAAACACAAGCUACUUCGGCUUGGAAGGAAGCUGAGAGAGAUUGAUGAAGAUGUCCAGAGAGCUAAUGAACUUCUCGAGGUAGUGAGAGGAGCCUCAGAAAAUAUCAGUGAAGUAGUUGCAAGGCGUCGUAAAGACUUCACUAAGGAGUUUUUUGAGCAUCUUCACACUGUUGCAGAAUCUUAUUAUGACAAUCCUGAGGAGCAAAAUGCUCUGGUAGAGCUUGGGAAUAGGUGCUUAUCUGCAGUACAAGCUUAUGAUACAGCUUCUGAAAGCUUAGAGGCUAUCAGUUCUGCCGAAGUGAAGUUCCAGGACAUUAUCAACUCUCCCUCUUUAGAUGCUGCUUGCAGAAAAAUAGACACCUUGGCUGCGAAGAAUGAACUUGAUUCCGCCCUGGUUUUGAUGAUAACAAAAGCUUGGUCUAGUGCCAAAGAAUCAAACAUGAUGAAAGAUGAGGUGAAGGAUGUGUUAUAUCAUUUGUACAAGACGGCAAGAGGUAAUCUUCAGAGGCUAAUGCCAAAGGAGAUCAGGAUUGUGAAAUAUCUUCUGACAAUUGAGGAUCCUGAGGAGAAACUUUCUGCUCUACAAGAUGCAUUUACUCCUGGAGAAGAGCUUGAAGGGACAGACGUUGAUAACUUGUACACGACACCAGAGAAACUACAUACUUGGAUAAAAGCUGUGGUGGACGCAUAUUAUUUCAGCCAAGAAGGAACAUUAAUUAGGGAGGCAAGGGAUUUGAUGAAUCCGAACAUUAUCCAGAAGUUGGAAGAACUAAACAAAAUUGUUCAGGAUAGGUUUUUGUAAGUAGAUUAAAAUGUAGCUCAAACACUGUCCAAGAUUGCAUCUCAUUAACAAUGUGUGUCCAUAUCCUAAGCAGCUCUAUCUCUUUUGAUUCUAUCCCAUCCACAACGAAAGAAAAAAGAAAUGUAAUUACUCAUGACUGUACUAAUAUAAUUUCGUCUCCCCUAUUGGAGUUCAUUAGUUUAGUACUCCGUAUCCUUUUAUAUUGGUUAUCUCAUUUUGUAAGAUAAAUUAAGUGCAUUUGGUUCUGUAUA
This is a messenger RNA of Chenopodium quinoa (quinoa), 2006 nucleotides long. RefSeq lists its product as uncharacterized. The record is from RefSeq and is a predicted model, not a curated record. Bases 481 to 1755 code for a protein of 424 amino acids. Gene Ontology annotation, cellular component: chloroplast thylakoid membrane; chloroplast envelope. Lineage: Eukaryota; Viridiplantae; Streptophyta; Magnoliopsida; Caryophyllales; Amaranthaceae. The transcript is spliced from 7 exons.